CCGCAGCCCGGGGCGGGGACGGGGCCGGGGCCGGGGCCCGGGGGUUCGCCGAGGGGCAGGGUAGCAGGGAGAAGGACCCGGGGAUAUUGCCGGCGGGGUGAUGCCGCAGGGGGCGGAGUCGUAUUCAGCAGGGGGCGGGGCCCCAAGCCAAGGGGCGGGGGCUGAUCAAGGAGAAGGUGGGGCCCCGAGUCGGGAGCCGAGUCCCGGGCUAACGGACCUUGGAGCUCCGGGGGCGGAGCCGGGACCCGCAGUGGGCGGGUCCGUGAGCGAGGGCGGGACCCUGGCCCUGGGGGCGGGGCUGGCCCCGCGGAAGCACGCAGCUAUUGGCCAGGGGGCGGACCCCAGGGCGGAGGUGGGCGGAGCAUCGGGCCCCGGGGCUGAGCCUCUGAAGGGCGGGGCCCAAGCACCCCGGCCCUCUGCGGGCAAGGGGGAGAGCCCUGGGCUGGGGAGCCGAGGAGGCCUCCGGGGAGGGCGAGCCUGGGGUCGAGGUCGGCCCCGGACCCCCCCAGGAGAAGUGGUGUGGGUAGAAAGGGAGCAGCGGGCGCCAGACCCGGGCCCCGUGUGGGUGCCCCGCAGACCUCCACGGGCUCAGAGCUGGGGGGGUGCCCCCGGGGGAGGGGGGGGUCAGGCCUGGGGGGUCACCUCCACGGACAGGGGCUCCCCAGAGCCCACGGGAGACGUGUGGGUCCCCAGGGGGCGCCCCCCAUCCGUUGGCGAGGUGUGGGUGUGCUGGGCUGGAGGGGCCUGGGUGUGGCGCGAGUGGGGGGUGCCCGUGGGGCCCGCAGGGGGGCAGCCGGAGAGGGUCUGGACCUUGCGGAAAGGGGAGGCCACCAAGGGCGCAGGAGGAAACUGAAGGGCGGGGGAUCAGGGCAGGGAAUGAGCGGGACUGGGGGGUGGGAUCCGU
Molecule: messenger RNA, 904 nt
Organism: Antechinus flavipes (yellow-footed antechinus)
Lineage: Eukaryota; Metazoa; Chordata; Mammalia; Dasyuromorphia; Dasyuridae
Product: translation initiation factor IF-2
Exons: 1
Coding region: 101-853 (250 amino acids)
Source: RefSeq, a predicted model, not a curated record